AUGGGCUGCUGGCUGAUACCCUACGCAUCACUGUUAAGUGUUCUAUUCGUCUGCAGUACGGUUACUGCUCAGUAUCAAUAUGGCUCGCACGUCUCGUCGUCGCGGUGGAUUUCAUCGACCACCAGAAGACCUUACACGCAAGAUACGUACGGCUACUACUACAGGCAACCGUACAGAUGCCGGGAGAGCAAUCUACAGUACGACUGUAUAUUCUACGAUGUUUCGAUCGGUCCCUACGCUCAACAGCCUGUUCACUUCGGGUAUGACGAUGUCGCACUAAACAGGCAGAAAAACAUCACGUUCAAAAACUCCACCCUGAGAAGACUUCCCGAGUCACUGCUGUCUGCGUUCCGGGAGGUUGAAGUGCUCGAUUUAACCGACCUGCAGAUUGACACGAUUGAGGAGCGCGCGUUAUCAAACGGCUACCACCUUCGCCAGCUGUACAUGGGUUUCAACAACAUUCGGUACCUGCCAUCGUCCUCGUUUUUCUACAUGCAGUCACUCAGCGAGCUGGUGCUGGACCGGAAUCAGCUUACAAGCCUGCCGGAAGGCAUCUUUCUGCGCACGCCCAAUCUCUCCGCACUGUCGAUCGCGAACAACAAGCUGGAACGCAUCGAGGACGAAACGUUCAAGCUGAACCAUGCACUGCAGCAUCUUAGACUGUCCGGCAACAAGCUUACCCACAUUGAUCUAUCCCUCAUUGCUGGGCUGUUCUAUGGAAACGUUAGUACCAACCAGCUUACCACAUUGGCCAUCCCGCCGGCGGUAGUCCAACUGGAUGCUUCGCACAAUCGUAUCAAUCAGGUAACGGGUGCGAUCAAUGAUCAGCUGGAAGAGCUCCGUUUGGAGCAUAACAAUCUGACCGACACUGCCUGGCUACUGAACUAUCCCAAUUUGGUGGAUCUGGAUCUGUCGUACAACGAACUGGAAAAGUUAACGCACGAUCACUUCGCCAAGAUGCAGCGUCUGGAGCGACUCUACCUGUCUAACAACCGUCUGACCAUACUAAACCUUAAAUCUGCACCCAUCCAAACGCUCCAGAUACUGGAUCUAGCACACAACCAUCUGCUGUACGUGGAAUCCAACCAAAACCAGUUCGAAGUACUGAAGCAGCUGUAUCUCGAUCACAACUCGAUCGUGACGCUCAAGAUCAGCGCCGGCAAUGCGCUGGAAACGCUCACCCUCUCGCACAACGAUUGGGACUGCAAGAAUUUGCGUGCCUUGUUGCCGAACGUGUCCCACCGCCUGGAGAGCGAUGACAAUGAUGUGAACUGCAAGCCAGACUACCAGCUCGAGCACAACUUGUGCUGCAAGGAAAGCGACGGUCCCUACCUCGACCGACUGAUCCAGUACAUCCAUCUGACGAGCAGUGCGGAAAAACUGCAACGCGCCGAACGGCGCUGCAGUCCGACCGAUGCCAUUAGCAGCGUCCAAGGUUUGUUCACCUACAUGUCCUACGUGGGCAGUGGGGUGCAGCUAAAUCCACGACUGCAGGCCGAAAUCAAUGAGCUGCAGAGCGAGAUACGGAACCUCACGAGCGUACAGACCCAGCAGGAGCAGUUGCUGCACGGUUUGCAAACCGAGAUCGAUGACAAUCUGCGCCGUUAUCGGGUGACAAAGGAUCCGUUGGUUCCGCACAGCCAGAAUCUGCACAAGGUGAUCGCACAUCUGAAGAGUCGCCAGGCGUUUAAAUUGCAGGAAUCGAGCAACCGUCAAUCGGAGGCAGAGCGCAAGCAGCAGGAAGUGGAAACGCUGGAGCAGGAAAACGUACGCCUGCAGAACGAGCUGACUGAUAAGACCGCCAAGCAGAACCAGAUAAAACAGGAAACGACGCUGAAGCGCAACAAGGUGAAGCAGCUGGAGGCGAAGAAAAACCGUAACCCGGACACUAGGCGCAUCACGAAGUAA
This is a messenger RNA of Anopheles maculipalpis, 1908 nucleotides long. RefSeq names its product fibromodulin-like. Gene Ontology annotation, molecular function: protein binding. Bases 1 to 1908 code for a protein of 635 amino acids. The transcript has 2 exons. The record is from RefSeq and is a predicted model, not a curated record. Lineage: Eukaryota; Metazoa; Arthropoda; Insecta; Diptera; Culicidae.